AUGGAAACAAGGCCAGGUACAAUUCCUAAUCAAGGAAAGGAGUCCUGUGAAAUUUGUCCCCAGGGAUUACUGGUGUUCACUGGCUCUUCAUCAAAGGACACCAACCUGGCCAAGCAGUUUUGGAUUGGGGCUUCAAUGUAUCCUCCUAAAGAAUCCCAACUGGUGCUGUCCGGAUGUAGCAGUAGGCGUCUACCCAUGGCGCCAUCAUCCAAGAGCAGUGCGCCUGAGAGAAGUUACAUGCAGUCUUUCCUUGAGGAAAACAAGGGAACAGCUGUCAUUGUUGAAACCCUAAAGAUUGAGGAGAAAAAAAUGUAUCUCCAAAAGAAACAGCCUUUAACUCAGCAGUUAAUGCAGUGA
Molecule: messenger RNA, 357 nt
Organism: Molossus molossus (Pallas's mastiff bat)
Lineage: Eukaryota; Metazoa; Chordata; Mammalia; Chiroptera; Molossidae
Gene: HOATZ
Product: HOATZ cilia and flagella associated protein
Exons: 4
Coding region: 1-357 (118 amino acids)
Biological process (GO): cilium assembly
Source: RefSeq, a predicted model, not a curated record